AUGGCUGAAGAACAGCGCGCACGGCAUUUGGCCAAUCCCGCAUCAGCACACUUGAUUCAAUACAUUGAUGACGCUGUGAGGGAUGUUCUACCAGCUGGCACUCGGCCAAUAGGGAUUUCUGAAAGUGGAAACUCACACUGGGUUCGGACCGCAAAGCUCGAUACAGUCGACAAGAAUGGGAAAAAGACGCCAUUUUUCUUGAAGGCAUGUUAUCAUGUGGGAAAGGUCUACAAUUCUGAGAAAGGCAAGGAGGCCUCUACAGCAUACGAGGCUAUGACCGUUUUAUAUGCAGCCUGGCCUGAGCUUGUACCAAAACCAUUGGCGUGGGGUGCCUACAAGUCCGAGAAGGAGGUGUACUUUCUCAUGUGCCAAUUCGUGGAGAUAUCCGGCGAGGUUCCCCGCGUUUCUGACUUCCCUGCUCUCUUGGCGAGGAUGCACAAGAAGCCAGGAAGCAAGUCACCGACAGGAGAGUUUGGCUUUCGAACGUCGACCUUUGAAGGCCGAAACCCGGUGGAAUUCCCUCUCACUAAAACUUGGGAGGAGACUUUGACCAGGAGCCUUAUGACAGCGUUCGAGGCUGAAGAGUUGACCCAAGGACCAGACCCAGAAAUGCGGAAACUACGCAAGAGUCUCUUCUCGAAAGUCAUUCCGAGAUUGAUCAGGCCGCUUGAGGCCAAAGGGCGGAGGUUAGAGCCGACGCUUUGCCAUGGUAACUUAUGGGACAACAACGUGUCCAGCGAUAAGAUUACAGGCAAGCCCAAGGUAUACAAUGGGACACCAGUCUAUGCACACAAUGAGUGUAAGAUACGGUCAAGACACCAUGAAUAUGUGUUUGAGACUCAUAACUGGGAUUUACUGACUCGAGAUGAGUUAGCACCAUGGUUUGUGCGUCGACACCACAUGACAGACGAAUAUGUCAAAGAGUAUAUCAAGCACUACGAGGUUGCAAGUCCUGCUGCGGACUUUAAAGACAGAGGCAUACUAUAUAGCCUGUAA
Cryphonectria parasitica EP155 is the source of this 996-nucleotide messenger RNA. RefSeq lists its product as uncharacterized. The record is from RefSeq and is a predicted model, not a curated record. NCBI's taxonomy places the organism in Eukaryota, Fungi, Ascomycota, Sordariomycetes, Diaporthales, Cryphonectriaceae. The coding region runs from base 1 to 996 and encodes 331 amino acids. The transcript has 3 exons.